AUGGCAUGGCUCCUAGAGAGAUCCCUCUACCCACUGCUGCUACCCUCUGGCAAUGUGAAUCUGGACACUAUGGAUCGUCUGCUCAGCAAGGGAGGAGUGCCUACAGACCUGGUGGAGGUCUACACAACAGUUCCUCAUCCGAGAGUAGAGGAAAACCUCAGAUCUGUCUUGGAACAAUCCAUCCCUCACUACAUAGUGUACUUCAGUCCGUCUGGUGUCCACACUUCCUACCCCAUACUGAAAGAGGCUGUUGAUGUAGAAAAAACUAAGUGGAUAUCUAUUGGACCCACAACAGGGGCAGCUAUUGAAUCUUACGGAAUAAAAGUGUCUGCUUCGGCUGCUAAACCAACACCCGAGUGCUUGGCAGCUGCUAUUGCCAGCAGUUCAUAAUAUAUGUAAAAGAACUUAUGGUAUAGCAGAAAAUUGUAAGCAUUUAUUUCUCUGCCCAUUGUUGAUUGAUCUGCCCAUUUAUUUACAGAAUUGAGACAAUGCCUCUAGUAACAGGUAGAGCUAUUUGAUAUU
This is a messenger RNA of Macrosteles quadrilineatus (aster leafhopper), 522 nucleotides long. RefSeq names its product uroporphyrinogen-III synthase-like. The transcript is spliced from 3 exons. Gene Ontology annotation, biological process: uroporphyrinogen III biosynthetic process. Bases 1 to 390 code for a protein of 129 amino acids. The record is from RefSeq and is a predicted model, not a curated record. Gene Ontology annotation, molecular function: uroporphyrinogen-III synthase activity. Lineage: Eukaryota; Metazoa; Arthropoda; Insecta; Hemiptera; Cicadellidae.